GCGGCGGCCCUACGUCUCUCCCCUCCCCAACCCUGCCCCCCCUUCCCCCUCCCGCCGCGGCCCCCCCUUCCCCUAAAGUGAGUGAGUGAAACUGGCAGAUGGAGGAGGGACUGUAAUGGCGGCGGCCGGCAGCUCCCUGCUCUGACCUACGGCAGGCAUCCAGCAACAACCCCCUCCCCGCCCCUCUCCCAGCCGGCCUCCGCCCCGCCGCCAGCGCGGGGCCACCCUCUCCGGCCCUUCCCCCAGCGGUCGGCGUCUCGCCCCGCGCCCCGGCCGGGGCCCCACACACAAUGGACGAGCUCACCGGAGGCGGUGGUGGCGGCCCCGGGAUGGCGGCCCCUCCACGGCAGCAGCAGGGACCUGGGGGGAACAUGAGCCUUUCGCCCGGGGGGAAUGGAGCGGCGGGCGGCGGGGGUCCUCCGACCGCCGAGGGAGCGGGUCCCGCGGCAGGCCCAGAGCUGUCCCGGCCGCAGCAGUACACUAUCCCAGGGAUCCUGCACUACAUCCAGCACGAGUGGGCUCGGUUCGAGAUGGAGCGGGCGCACUGGGAGGUGGAGCGGGCCGAACUGCAGGCCCGGAUAGCAUUUUUGCAAGGAGAAAGAAAAGGUCAAGAAAACUUGAAGAAGGAUUUAGUAAGAAGAAUAAAGAUGUUAGAAUAUGCAUUAAAACAAGAAAGGGCAAAAUACCACAAAUUAAAAUACGGCACAGAACUGAACCAAGGUGAUUUGAAAAUGCCAACCUUUGAAUCAGAAGAAACCAAAGACACGGAGGCUCCCACAGCACCUCAGAAUAGCCAGUUAACAUGGAAGCAGGGCAGGCAGCUGUUACGACAAUAUCUUCAGGAAGUAGGUUACACAGAUACAAUAUUAGAUGUACGGUCUCAGCGGGUAAGAUCAUUACUUGGACUAUCUAAUUCAGAACCAAAUGGAUCAGUAGAGACAAAGAAUUUAGAACAGAUCCUGAAUGGAGGUGAAUCUCCUAAGCAAAAAGGACAAGAAAUCAAAAGGCCUUCUGGUGAUGUUCUUGAGACAUUCAAUUUCUUAGAAAAUGCUGAUGACAGCGAUGAAGAAGAGGAAAAUGACAUGAUUGAAGGCAUCCCAGAAGGAAAAGAUAAACAUCGGAUAAAUAAACACAAAAUAGGUAAUGAAGGUUUAGCUGCUGACCUAACCGAUGAUCCUGAUACUGAGGAAGCACUGAAAGAAUUUGAUUUUUUAGUGACUGCUGAAGAUGGUGAAGGAGCUGGAGAAGCACGGAGUUCAGGGGAUGGCACAGAAUGGGAUAAAGAUGACCUCUCCCCAACUACUGAGGUUUGGGAUGUAGACCAGGGACUAAUAAGUAAACUGAAGGAACAGUACAAGAAGGAACGAAAGGGGAAGAAAGGGGUAAAGAGGGUCAACAGGACAAAACUCUACGACAUGAUAGCUGAUCUGGGAGAUGAUGAGCUGCCCCUCAUCCCUUCAGGAAUCAUAAAUCAGUCUAGGUCAGCCUCUACUAGAACUGAUCAUGAAGGUGCAAGAGCAGAGGAAGCUGAACCAAUAACGUUUCCAUCUGGAGGAGGCAAGUCAUUUAUUAUGGGUUCUGAUGAUGUUUUGUUAAGUGUACUGGGCCUUGGAGACCUUGCAGACUUGACGGUAACAAAUGAUGCAGACUAUAGUUAUGAUUUGCCUGCCAAUAAAGAUGCCUUUCGAAAGACAUGGAAUCCCAAGUAUACACUACGUAGCCAUUUUGAUGGAGUACGGGCAUUAGCUUUUCAUCCUGUAGAACCUGUGCUGGUUACUGCCUCUGAGGACCAUACUCUGAAACUUUGGAACUUGCAAAAAACAGUUCCUGCCAAAAAGAGUGCCUCUUUAGAUGUAGAGCCUAUCUACACAUUUAGGGCCCACAUUGGUCCUGUUCUAUCAUUAGCUAUUAGUUCUAAUGGAGAACAGUGUUUUAGUGGUGGUAUUGAUGCAACUAUCCAGUGGUGGAAUAUGCCUAGUCCUAAUGUGGAUCCAUAUGAUACAUACGAGCCAAAUGUUCUAGCUGGCACUUUAGUUGCUCAUACAGAUGCUGUCUGGGGUCUUGCUUAUAGUGGCAUAAAAAAUCAAUUACUGUCAUGUUCAGCAGAUGGCACUGUUAGAUUAUGGAAUCCACAAGAAAAAUUGCCAUGUAUUUGCACUUACAAUGGAGACAGGGAGCAUGGAAUACCUACAUCGGUUGACUUUAUAGGCUGUGAUCCAGCUCAUAUGGUGACCUCUUUCAACACUGGUAGUACAGUAAUUUAUGAUUUAGAAACAUCACAGUCAUUGGUGAUGCUUUCAUCACAGAUAGAUUCUGGUUUACAAUCCAGUAAUCACAUUAACAGAGUAGUAAGUCAUCCCACACUUCCUGUUACAAUAACUGCUCAUGAAGAUAGACACAUCAAAUUUUUUGACAAUAAAACGGGUAAAAUGAUCCAUUCUAUGGUAGCUCAUUUGGAUGCUGUUACAAGUCUAGCAGUAGAUCCUAAUGGAAUCUACUUGAUGUCUGGAAGCCAUGACUGUUCUAUUAGAUUGUGGAAUUUGGACAGCAAGACAUGUGUGCAAGAAAUAACAGCACAUAGGAAAAAAUUAGAUGAAUCAAUUUAUGAUGUUGCUUUCCAUCCAUCAAAAGCAUAUAUUGCUAGUGCGGGGGCUGAUGCCCUUGCCAAAGUAUUUGUGUGAAUCAUCAAAAACUCUCAUCAUAACAACAGAUUAGCUUGGACACAGAGGGUCUGCAUCACUGCCAUCAAAAAUGUUACUGAUAAUGACACUACAUGUGAUCUGCCUGAUAAAGGCCAUUUGGGGCAGGCAUAAAUUGGUGGAAAUCACAUCUUAACAUCAGGCUCAUUAAUUUAAUUGUAAUUACUGUAUUUCGUGGGACAAAAAAAGGACUCCAUUAUUUGUGGCCUGUACUGGAUAUGAACUGAGCGUAUGUCUGUCUUUUAGGUAUCUUUAAGCCAGUGUGGAGUCUGAUCUUACAAAAAGACUUUUAUUUUGGACUCUGUGUGCUGCCUUAGGAUUAGGAAUGUGGUGCUCUUGUUGGGGGGAAGUGAGCUCCAAGAGUAGCUUUUUUUCAUCUCUUAGUGAUCUUCUGUUUAUCAGUUGAAUUCCACAGAUUCCCUUUUAAACUUAUUUUGCUUUAAAAAAAAUAAAAAAGAAAAUUUAACUUAAAAUAUUUUAGCAUUAGUUGCACAAAAUGUUUGGAUAAAAUUCUAGUUUUUAUAAGUCUUUUUAUAUAUUUAGCCUGUCACAACAGUGCUCAAGAUUGUAUUGAAGUUUUUCUGCAUUAUACAACCCUGAAACACAGAUCUCACUGACCCGCCGCCGCCGUGUAAGCACACUCUUUCCUUCUUUUGCGUAAUACAGCUCAGCUAAGUCUUUCCAUAAAGAUGCUAAAUCACCUUCAACAUCACAUAACUGUCUUCUUAAACCAAGGACUAUUAAGUGUAUUAAAAUGAAACGGUGGGGUUUAGUACUCCAAAUGAACUCUUAAAAAAGAAAAAAAAAACUAAUCUUGGCAUCCUAUCACUAUGUGAUAUUUUGUACAUCUUACUGUAUUUACAAGUUUAUUUAUCAAGGAUUAUCCAUCUUGCUAAUAGCCUAUUAUUUAUUUCACUUUUUGUUGGUCUUUAUAUCCUUUUAUUAAUGUGCUAAAGGAACCUGUAUAUCUAUUUUGGAACUCUUUGAAUAGUCUAAAAUAGACUAAAAAUGGAGUAUUUUAUAGUUUAAGUUACAAACCAAGGUGACUCCCCCCAGAUACAUAUCUUGGUUUACCAUGAUUCCAGAGAAAACUAUCUUGUUUUAAAAUAUUUGGAGUAAAAUUUUAUUUGCAUUACAAAUAGGAUACAAAAAUAGUUGAAUCAGGAUACAGAAAUCUGCUGUGUUUGGACUAGUUAUCCCUGUUUUAUUUUUUCAGAUGUGCUUAAUUUUAUGGUGUAACUAAAGAUUUUGUUUGUGUAAUGCAUGAUUAAGACAAUAAAAUAUUUUUUCUAGUCUUCCAAAAAACUUUUCUGAUCAGUUUGCGAGUUUUGAUGAGUUUUGUAAGGUUUUUGUUUUACAAACUAUGAAUCAGCAAAUUUUUAAGAUUGUACCACAUAGCGAACGUACAGCUGUUGAAAAAUAAUGUAUAUAAAAUGCAUAUAAUAAAUAUUAAAUUGUGUACCUGUA
This is a messenger RNA of Kogia breviceps (pygmy sperm whale), 4166 nucleotides long. It is a transcript of the gene STRN3, whose product is annotated as striatin 3. Lineage: Eukaryota; Metazoa; Chordata; Mammalia; Artiodactyla; Physeteridae. Gene Ontology annotation, cellular component: dendrite. The record is from RefSeq and is a predicted model, not a curated record. Gene Ontology annotation, molecular function: protein phosphatase 2A binding; protein-containing complex binding; calmodulin binding.